AAGCACAAUUGUUGUGAUUUUACCUUAACAGAGACCAAACCUCUCCAGGAGAAGAAAAUAAACAAUUGUUGCAUCAUUCUUCAAAUCGGUUCAGUUCGCACGGGAGUAUUUUUUGAUUCUUCGGUCCAAUUCUUAAUUCCAAUUAAACUCUCCGCCGCUCCGUUUUGGUCAUCGCCGCCCAAAUACAAAAAUCCCAAAUUAAUUUUCAUACUGUUUUUUAUCUGAUAUUGAAUAAGACCAAAAUCGCCGACUACCCGUUAAAAAUUUAUUCCCUUUUCCCUUUUUGCGAAAGAAUCAUCGUCACCGAUCUUCACAACUCGAACAUAGUUCUUUCCGUUUCAGGCAAGUCACCCUCCUCCCUCUGUUACCUAUAUACUUAGGAAGCCUAAAGACGUUGCUUGAACUGCUAUAGAACAUUGAUGUCAAGUUCAAAUAUAUCUACUUUGAUGUUGCCACCAGAAUCCUCAAAAGAGAAACACAUGGCAAAUGCAAAUACUGACUUGCCUCAACCUUAUUUACAUCAAGUGCAAAGCUCAUCACAAGGCCCUGUGGCUAUAUUCUGGGACAUUGAGAACUGUCCAGUGCCAAGUGAUGUCCGCCCACAAGAUGUAGCUGGUAAUAUUAGGAUGGCUUUGCGUGUCCAUCCUGUAAUUGAUGGAGUUGUCACAACAUUCUCUGCAUAUGGGGAUUUCAAUGCAUUUCCCAGACGACUACGGGAAGGGUGUCAGAGAACAGGCGUCAAACUCAUAGACGUUCCUAAUGGAAGGAAAGAUGCAGCUGACAAGGCAAUUUUGAUUGACAUGUUCCUUUUUGCUCUUGACAAUUGUCCACCCUCAUCUAUCUUGCUCAUCUCUGGGGAUGUUGAUUUUGCUCCUGCUCUCCAUGUUUUAGGCCAGCGUGGAUAUACUAUCAUCCUUGUCAUUCCUUAUAGGGCGAGUGUUUCAUCUGCUCUGAGUAAUGCAGGCCAGUUUGUCUGGGACUGGCCAAGUGUGGCUCGUGGGGAAGGAUUUGUGCCGUCUGCUAAGGUUUUACUUCCUUCUUAUGUAGUUCCGACAAAUAUUCCUGGGUUUUUAACGGGAUGCGAGGUAACUGACAACUUAGAUUGUCAAAAUGAAGAAGAAGCAAUAGUGUAUAGAGGGAUCUCAAAAGGCUGUUGCAAUAAAAGGGAUCUCUCAUUGCUCUCAAGGUCUCCGACUGAAUAUAAUAGUAGUUCAAUAUCCAUGCCCUAUUAUCCUUCGUCUUCCAGAUCACACGGCCUCCCAUCUGGGUUGAAUGAAGUUUCAGCAAAAACUCUUACUUCAUGUGACCAGAAUGACUUCAUGUGGGUACAACCUGGAGAUCUGAAUGGUUUAAAGGGCCAACUGGUAAAGUUGCUUGAAUUAUCAGGUGGGUGUAUGCCUCUAAUCUGUCUUUCUUCAGAAUACCAGAAAAUCUAUGGGAGGCCUUUGUAUGUGUCUGAAUAUGGAGCACUUAAGCUUGUAGAUCUUCUGGAGAAGAUGGGUGAUGCAAUGGCUAUUGAAAUAAGAGGCUCAAGGAAGCUUGUCUACCUCCAUAACUCUAAAGCCAUAUCUGGUGCCCAUCCCUUAAUUUUGGCGAAGAGGGAUAAGAAAGGAAAAGAAGCUCAAGAUCCCAUUGAUGUUGUUGCAGGUGCUGAAUCUUCUGAUGAACCCUCAGAUGAUGAGAGGGUGGUUAUAGGGGAACAUGAUGACAAAAGAGAAAUAGAGAAAUAUAAUUUAGAGAGCCUCAACCUCUUCAAACAUGAGCUUCAAGAGAUUUUGGUAAGCUACUAUUGUCGCAUUUCUCUUGGUUGUUUCGAGGUGAUCUACCAGCAGAAAUACAAAAGACCAAUCAAUUAUCAAAGCUUUGGCGUGAAUGAUUUGGAGGAGCUUUUGGACAAAGUAAGAGACAUUGUUGUGUUGCAAGAGGAACCAGUAAGUAAAAGGAAGUUUCUGGUCGCUGUCUGUGGCUAGAAGAGUUUACUUUCCGCUUUUGGAAUUAUAUUGUGUUGGUGAAGAUGUUACGAGGUAUGCUGCUUGCUGCCUCAUUCUUAAUUUGUUCCCUUUUAGUUCAUAAAUAGGAUGCGUCAAUGUGAAGGACGUUUCUGUUCUUUAUUUUGUCUAACUUAGGCUCGUUGGUUAAUCUCAAGAUUGUUCAUGUAACACUCAUUUCAUAGUGGCUGAAUCUGAUCAACCAAAAAUCUGUCUUAACAUAACAUCAUCAAUCUAUUCUUUUAUAAUUGUUGUUUA
This is a messenger RNA of Olea europaea var. sylvestris, 2246 nucleotides long. RefSeq lists its product as uncharacterized. The record is from RefSeq and is a predicted model, not a curated record. The transcript has 2 exons. The coding region runs from base 420 to 1970 and encodes 516 amino acids. Gene Ontology annotation, biological process: regulation of gene expression. Gene Ontology annotation, cellular component: peroxisome. NCBI's taxonomy places the organism in Eukaryota, Viridiplantae, Streptophyta, Magnoliopsida, Lamiales, Oleaceae. Gene Ontology annotation, molecular function: RNA nuclease activity.